Molecule: messenger RNA, 5146 nt
Organism: Hipposideros armiger (great roundleaf bat)
Lineage: Eukaryota; Metazoa; Chordata; Mammalia; Chiroptera; Hipposideridae
Gene: LMX1B
Product: LIM homeobox transcription factor 1 beta
Exons: 9
Coding region: 19-1227 (402 amino acids)
Biological process (GO): regulation of transcription by RNA polymerase II; neuron differentiation
Cellular component (GO): nucleus
Molecular function (GO): RNA polymerase II transcription regulatory region sequence-specific DNA binding; DNA-binding transcription factor activity, RNA polymerase II-specific
Source: RefSeq, a predicted model, not a curated record
CAGCGCGCCCCGCGUCCCAUGGAUAUAGCAACAGGUCCCGAGUCGCUGGAGCGGUGCUUCCCCCGCGGGCAGACGGACUGCGCCAAGAUGUUGGACGGCAUCAAGAUGGAGGAGCACGCGCUGCGCCCCGGGCCCGCCACUCUGGGGGUGCUACUGGGCUCCGACUGCCCGCAUCCCGCCGUCUGCGAGGGCUGCCAGAGGCCCAUCUCCGACCGCUUCCUGAUGCGAGUCAACGAGUCGUCCUGGCACGAGGAGUGUUUGCAGUGCGCGGCGUGUCAGCAAGCCCUCACCACCAGCUGCUACUUCCGGGAUCGGAAACUGUACUGCAAACAAGACUACCAACAGCUCUUCGCGGCCAAGUGCAGCGGCUGCAUGGAGAAGAUCGCCCCCACCGAGUUUGUGAUGCGGGCGCUGGAAUGCGUGUACCACCUGGGCUGCUUCUGCUGCUGCGUGUGUGAGCGGCAGCUACGCAAGGGCGACGAGUUUGUGCUCAAGGAGGGCCAGCUGCUGUGCAAGGGCGACUACGAGAAGGAGAAGGACCUGCUCAGCUCCGUGAGCCCCGACGAGUCAGACUCCGUGAAGAGUGAGGACGAGGAUGGGGACAUGAAGCCGGCCAAGGGGCAGGGCGGCCAGAACAAGGGAAGUGGGGACGAUGGGAAGGACCCGCGGAGGCCCAAGAGACCCCGGACCAUCCUCACGACGCAGCAGCGAAGAGCCUUCAAGGCCUCCUUCGAGGUCUCCUCCAAGCCCUGCCGAAAGGUCCGAGAGACGCUCGCAGCAGAGACGGGCCUCAGCGUGCGUGUGGUCCAGGUCUGGUUUCAGAACCAAAGAGCAAAGAUGAAGAAGUUGGCGCGGCGGCACCAGCAGCAACAGGAAGAGCAGGGCAUUUGGAGGGUGGGGGGAGAGGUCCUGUCAAGUCGCAUGGAGGGCAUGAUGGCCUCCUACACGCCGCUGGCCCCACCACAGCAGCAGAUCGUGGCCAUGGAGCAGAGCCCCUACGGCAGCAGCGACCCCUUCCAGCAGGGCCUCACGCCACCCCAAAUGCCAGGUGACCACAUGAACCCCUAUGGGAAUGACUCCAUCUUCCACGACAUCGACAGCGAUACCUCCUUAACCAGCCUCAGUGACUGCUUCCUCGGCUCCUCCGAUGUGGGCUCCCUGCAGGCCCGCGUGGGGAACCCCAUUGACCGGCUCUACUCCAUGCAGAGUUCCUACUUCGCCUCCUGAGAGCCAGCCGGGCCGUACGGACGCUUGGGCAAGGGUCCUGGGGUAGGACCGAGGGCCGCAGUGGCCAGCCUCGCCACCUCCAGCCCUGCCACCUGCACAGACUCUACAGACAGCCAUACGGUGCCCUCCCCUCGGCCAGCCAGGCCUGGCUAACGUGCCUGCUGGGCCACAACCGGACAGGCAGACAGGCACAGCCUGGGCAGGGGCUGUGUCCUGCCCUCAGAGACCAUAUCACCCCCAGGGACCCAGAGCUCUUGGACAGCCACUCGCCUCCCAGCCCCACCUCGGUCUCCAUCACCUCUUUCUCCCUCUCAUCUCCUUUUUGGGAAACUGAAAUUCUCUCUAUUUUUUUAAACGUCCUCUCUGUGUCCAGCCAACCUCCAUGGCCCAGGCCUAGGCCAAGGCAGGGCCCCCGUGCAUGCCCUAGGACGGUGUACGCUGUGCCUGUCACCUGUGAGGAACGUGUGUACCUGUACCCUGUGCUGGCGCCCACCUCCAUCUCUGCAGGCAGGCCCACUGGCCUAGCAUUACCCCACCCAGCCAGAGCCAGGGGCAGACAUGGAGACGAGGAUAGACGGAGCCCAGGCAGACCCGAGGGGACAGAGGCACACACACUUAAUGGCACCCUCAUGCAGAUACGCACACAGCGAUGUAGAGACACUGAAAGAGACAAAGAGGCCUCUGCGGGGCAACCCUGCUGUGUCAGGAAGGGGAAGAAGCCCAGAUAGGGUGAGGGACCCCCUCUUCUUUAUAGCAAUAGGAGAGGAAGAGGGAGGGGAGAGGAGGGGGUAAGCAUGAUGCAGGUAGACUCAAAUGUAUCCUAGCCUCGGCCCAGAUGGAAGCUCCCUGGACAGGCCCCGACCCAGCCAGCUCCAAGGGCAGAGACACAGCCUCCAGAACCAGGCAGAGCUGGACAAAACAGCAUAAACUCCAGGUAGAAAGGGACCUCACAGGUCACCCACUUGGUACUCUAAGCCCCCUCUGCCUCUCCUUGCAUACCUCCUAUGACAAGGAGCCCACUACUUCAUCAGGCCCUGCCGAUUUUACCUCUACCAUUUUCAGCCCUGGGACCUUACUUUUUUAAAGCCAGGCUUUUCCAAUUUCUCCAGUUCUUCCUCUUAAAACUGUGCCCCCAGCUCGGCUCCAGCUUUCUCUCUAAAGGUAUGGAACAGAUAUAACCCAAUCAUCCCACUGACAUCAGCCAGCCAAAGUGAGCAGGCCCAUCACCUCCCCCACUGUACGUGCCCUGCCUCUGUUAAUAUGGCCCGAGAUCCAAUGAAUGGUUCAGGCCACAUAACCUUGGAAACUCAUCCUGCCCUUCUGUAACGGAAUCCUCUGACCACACACAUGUGACAGCUAAGCCACAUCUCUCCUCUGUGUGUGUGUUGGCUCUAUGCCUCUCACCUAAGGCAUGUGGACCCUCGGGGCCUCUCUCUGAUUGGCGUUGGCACAUUAAGCAGCCCUCCUUGGGUGAUAUUCGAGCUGUACUCCCAGCCCAGUUUUGUGCCCUGCUAGAAGCCAGAUACACUAUAUCAACCCCCACCCCAACCCCCUCAACUCUAACCCUGCCAAAGAGAAAGUGAGGUCAGGCUGAUGGGCCCUGCUCGCAGUGACCCUUGCUGGGUCCUGGAGGUCACUGUGUUCUCGGCCAGGUGCUCACAGCCCUGCCUUGAAUUCUAACACGCAGCCCUAGGCUGCCACCCUGAGUUCUGCCCGUCUGCCUUUGAGCAAAUGGGACGAUGGCUGACCCUCUGCCUUUGGGCCCCUCUGCCUGGCCCUCACUGGGAUCCUCAAAGUUCAGCAACCUGCUCUGUGGUUUUGCUCCUCUGUCCGCUGGGGAGGCCUCAGUCCCUCCAGAGGGACCAGGCCCAUCUCCCCACCCCUCCUGGCUCCUGUGGUCGAAUGUCACCCUGCUCUUACCAGGGCACUUGUCGGGGCGGGGGCGGGGGGACGUGGCUCAGUGUCAGCUUUCAGGCCAAGUGGCAGCCUGGCCCUUCUGGGCUCUUCUUGGUCCACAUAGAACUUCCACAAGGAUCUCAGCUGAUGUCCUCGGUCCUUCUGCAGCCUCGGCCCUUCUGUGCCAUCUUGUGCUCCUGGGGCCACCACUAGUCCCUUAGGCAGCCAUGCUGGUUUCUUGAGAGAUGCUCGCCUUUCUCCUUUCAUGCUCACACAGUCUGAAUCAUGGCGGGGGCACUUGGGGCAUGGCCAGGGGAGCCGAUCCAGCCCCCAGGACACCAGGCCUCCUCUCCCAGGCUCUCAGUUGAAGGAACAUCAGGAUGGGUCAUCUGUUCCACGCCCCUUAUUUUGCAGCUGGAAAAUCUGGGCCAGGAGAGGGGAGGGGACCAGCCCUCUCAUAGCCGGUCAGUGACAGAGCUGGAGCUAAGAGCAGGGACUGACUCCAUGCUGGCCCCUCGUCCUCCCCGUCUGGUGAACAACCUCCAGCUAGGAGGCAUGAUUUGUCUCAGCCUCUCUUGCCACUCCAGGGCCUCACAAACCCAGAGUCCAGCCGGGGCUCCGCCCUCGCCAUUGCAUUGCCCCCUGCCAGGAGCUGGUACAGGGACACCCAUGCACGUGACCCACAGAUUAUCAAAGACAGAAGGGACCUCGGAGAACUUCUCAUGCUUGAGUCACCCCCGCAGCUGUGGUUAGGUAGCUCCUUCACUGAGCCUGCUGAGGCUUGCUGCCCCCCAGUCUCCCCCAGGCUCUCCCAGACCCUGAUGUUCACUCUGCCCAGCCCUGGACUGGGCGUGGGGACAUGGAUGAACAAGAGGUAGGGCCUGCCCUCGAGGGGCUGUCUCCUAGGAGAGAGCUACACACACUGCCCCAGACCUCCUUGAGGACCCAGCUCUCAGAUGAGAAACCUGACGCCCAGAGAAGGGGGGCAAGCGUUCAGGGUCACCCAGCAGAAGCUCACAGAGCUAGCAAGCCCGCCGGGGUCAGGGGUGAGCCAAGAGGAGCAGGCUCCUCCCACUGAAUGGGAGGAAGUACAGUCUUGACUUGGGGGGCAGUGAGUAGCCAGGAUCCUCCUUCCGGGGUGGGAGGUAAGGGUCUGGUCUCCGGAGGAAGAGGCAGAAAGUGAGUGGCAGGCUGGGAGGAGGCCGCUGGGGAAGUUGAGGCUCAGAAGGAGGAAGGCCUCUGCCCCGGGGAACACAGCGAAUGAGAAGGGACCGAGGAGGGAUGAGAAGGUAGGCUGGUGCCCCCGGCCAGCACCUCAUCUGCCUGGCCUGCUCCGUGGACAGAGGGACAUGAUGGUUCUAAGGGUCAGACCACGGGUCCAGCAGAGCCUGUAAGAGAAAGGGUCAGUGCAAGUGGGCUGGAAGUCUCAGGAGGCUUCCUGGAGGAGGCGGAGGCGAAGGGGUCCCCUGUGUCCAGAUGAGCAGGGCCCAGCAGGGUCAGGUCCCCAGCACAGGGUUGGGGCAGCCUCUUCUCCUUUAGGGGGGUUCAGCUUCCUCACCCACCCAUCUGGGGCUGGUGCCCCACUCACUUCGCACACAGGGAUCCUCCCGGGAGGGAGAACUGGCCGAGCCCUGCCCGGCCCCACCUGGGGUGAGGUUCUCACCUGCCGUCUGGGAGAACCCCCAGCUCGGGGGUUCACUCCACCCUGUUGGCAAGGGGAGUCACACUCACACGCACGCACAUAGACACACACACUCACACCCGGACGCACACGGAGGCUCACAGACCCACACUCCCAGGCACACAAGGCCUGGGGGCUGAGGAGCAGGAAAAGUUCCUCCAGCCUUUGGCUCCAAUGAGCCUCUUUGCUGGUGUCCCCCUCCCCUCACCGGGGCUCCCAAAGGAGCCCGGCCCAGCUGGGUGUGGGGACCGGGCCGCUGGCCAUUCCUAUUUUCCUUGUACAGACUCACUGCCUACCCGCCAUCCCCAGACACAUUUUAUUUAAUAACUUGUCAUUGUUAAA